AUGUCGGAUAACCAGAACAACUCGAGUCAACAUGAAGAGUUUGACGACUCCACAGACACGAGCCACAGCCCCGAGUCUGCUCUACCCGAAAAUACCCAUCCAAGUGUUGACGAAGACAGUCAAAGUGAUCCAGCAACUUUAGAUGACCCAUCUAUUGAUGAUGACCCACUUGGCCUUGGUCCCGUUGAGUCGAGAAGCCGGUUUUGGAGUGAAAUACACGACAGUUUCACUCAGCUCCGUUCAUCUGCUCCGAGGGAUUCUGCGGCUCAAGGUUACCCGGCUGUCGAGGGUGAGCAGUCUACUCAGGCUGGAGUUCUUGCCACAUUCUUGAACGAAAAUCACUCCGAUUUCGUUCGAAACCAAGUUAUCCCUUCCUUCGAAAGCGCAGUCCAACAGGCUCGGAACUCCCCCGACGUCAUCGAACAACCUCGACCCAGUGACCAGAUGUCCGGUGCAUUGCCCACGCGCGCUGCCAGAAUAACGGCGAAUCCAAUAGAAAUGGAUACCACAACGGACCCAAGAUUUGUCGAGGCAAUGCAGGUCAUUGCUGAGGAGAUUCGUGGAGUCAUGCGAGCCUUUCACGCUUUCCAACAACAGGCCUAUUGCGAUACUCUACGUUUGGUAAUCACAAGGCGCGAACGCGAACGCCGUGUUGCUCUUCUGACAGCGACUCGCGAUUCAUUCCUCGCCGAACUCUUUAUCUAUGAGGAGCUUCUCCAGAGACAAUUUUCAGGCGACGAAAGCUUCGAGUUCAUAUAG
Messenger RNA from Aaosphaeria arxii CBS 175.79, 759 nucleotides. RefSeq lists its product as uncharacterized. The coding region runs from base 1 to 759 and encodes 252 amino acids. Lineage: Eukaryota; Fungi; Ascomycota; Dothideomycetes; Pleosporales. The transcript has 2 exons. The record is from RefSeq and is a predicted model, not a curated record.